This is a messenger RNA of Wallemia mellicola CBS 633.66, 1198 nucleotides long. RefSeq lists its product as hypothetical. The transcript has 6 exons. Bases 133 to 1140 code for a protein of 335 amino acids. The record is from RefSeq and is a predicted model, not a curated record. Lineage: Eukaryota; Fungi; Basidiomycota; Wallemiomycetes; Wallemiales; Wallemiaceae.
CCACCAUCAUCAUCUGAAAUAAUGUCAUUAAAAGAAUUUGAUAGUGUAUUGCGGGAGACAGUUGUACACAGGUCAACGCUAUCAAAUACCAGAGUAGAGAGAAUAACUUAUAUAUGCUCAAAGAAUUUGGCAAUGGGCUCACAACAUAUGGCCUCUUCCAUUCUCGAAGCGCAUAAGGAGAGGAAAGCUAAGAAAGUUUCCAGUUUAUACACACUUCACGCGCUCGUACAGCAGGGACAUAGAGCUAUAAGGAAAGGCAGUCGUGAAUCAGAUGAUUGGAAAACGUUUUUGAGCGCUAUAGAAUCAAUUUUGGGUGAUUUCUUUGAUGAAUCUAUCAAAAGACUCGAUAGAGAGCUUAAGGAAAAGUCACUUAAAAUACUAAAAAUGUGGUCGCAAAUGGGCAUCUUUAAUAAACCUUUAUUGGAAAUACUUAUGGAGAAGAUUAACAAUAAUAAAAAUAUUUUAGAAAAAGAUACGGAGACAUCUAGGAGGUCUAGAAGUGAAAAACAAGAAGAAAGUACACCAACUGAUAGUAAAGGUGGAUUACCACCUAAUAUUUUAGCAUUCUUGUCAAAUAUACCAACAUCAGAGUCAAACACUCCUUCAGUUAGCUCGAAUUUGAAAAGAGAGAGAUCUUACGAUGACAGGGAUAGAGCUAGAGAUCCUAGAGAUAAAUACAGAGAUAGGGAGAGGUCAACUGAUGAUUACGAAUCAAACAAACGUACUAGAAUAGAUCCAAGAACAAGGAGACCAAUUGAAAAUCAUAACGAAACAAAAUUAUACAAUCAACAAACUGCAAAUUCUCCAAUAAAUCAAUUUCAAGAGAAUAAUAAUAAUAUAAAUUAUACGAAUAGUGAUUUACAAAAUAAUAAUAAAACAGUUGAUGCAUUAGCUAAUUUUAAUUGGAGUCAAUUUGAUCCAAUUCAACCUGCUGCAUGGAUAAUGGCUGGUAAAGCAUUCGAGAAGACAUUCGGUUUUGUUCCUUCAAAUGAACAAAUAGGUAGUUGUGCAUUCAUGUGGGUUUAUUAUACGAAUAUGCAGAAUAUGCAAUUAUCACAACAACAACAACCACAACCACAACCACAACAAUUAGAGCAAUCAGAGUCAAGAUCAAGAUCGAGAACGCCAGAAGAGGAUUAAAAUUAGUUAUAUAAAUACAUUACGACGUGCUUCUCUUCUACAAUAUUUCCUCUAGUUU